This is a messenger RNA of Ruditapes philippinarum (Manila clam), 429 nucleotides long. RefSeq names its product basic proline-rich protein-like. The transcript has a single exon. The record is from RefSeq and is a predicted model, not a curated record. Lineage: Eukaryota; Metazoa; Mollusca; Bivalvia; Venerida; Veneridae. The annotation marks the transcript as partial.
CCAAAGCCUCCACCUCCUCCACCUGGUCCACCUCCUCCCCCAAAUCCAGCGCCUCCACCACCAGGACCGCCUCCUCCGCCAAAUCCUCCACCUCCUCCUCCAUCUGGUCCGCCACCACCCCCAAAGCCUCCACCUCCUCCACCCGGCCCGCCUCCUCCCCCAAAUCCCCCACCACCGCCCCCUGGUCCUCCGGUAGGUGGUGGUCCGCCUCCACCAAAUCCUGUACCAAAUCCUCCACCAGGCAUAGGCCCACCCCCGAAAGGCGGAAAGUCUCCGCCACCUGGUCCUACAAAACCUGGACCAAAACUUGGACCAAACUCAAUCCCUCCAAAUGGCAUUCCUCCGAAACCCGGUCCAUCGCCUAUUAUUGUCGGUGGUCCAAAAAAGCGAGGCCCCGGUCCUCGAAAUCUUAAAGGGCCUCCAAACUGA